Sphenostylis stenocarpa is the source of this 603-nucleotide messenger RNA. Lineage: Eukaryota; Viridiplantae; Streptophyta; Magnoliopsida; Fabales; Fabaceae. The record is from the annotation of a GenBank genome assembly.
AUGGCUUCUUCUGUAGCAUUAGUUUUUGGUGUAUGUCUAGCACUCAACAUGGCCAUGCCAACACUUGCAGCUACCCACACAGUGGGAGACACCUCAGGUUGGACAAUUGGUGGGGAUUACAGCACAUGGGCUAGUGGAUUGAAAUUUAGAGUCGGAGAUAGUCUUGUUUUCAAUUAUGGACCUGGUCACACUGUGGAUGAAGUGAAAGAAAGCGAUUACAAGAGCUGCACUACAGGAAAUUCUCUGAGCACAGACAGUAGCGGCGCCACCACCAUUACCCUGAAGACUGCUGGCACUCAUUACUUCAUAUGUGCUGCUCCUGGCCAUUGCCAGGGUGGCAUGAAGCUUGCUGUUAAGGUUAAGGCUAAAAAGACCUCUGCUUCUGCUGCAGCACCUUCACCUGCUAAGGACUCUGAUGACACCAAAGACACACCCACUACUUCCACCACCACCUCUACAACUCCAACCUCUGCCAACCCUUCUACCUCCAGCUCCUCCACCUCCACCACCACAGCAUCUUCUCAUACAUCUUCAGCAACACGUGGCACACCAAUUAUGUUUAUUGUUUGUUGGAUCUCAUACUUGGUGUUGCGUUUGGUGUGA